AUGAAGCAUUUUGCUGAAAGGAAUUUGAAGCAGCCAGACAGGAUGAGUGAGUGGGCGAGCGAGUGAGAGAGAGGUUCCUCAGUAGGUUGGUGUAAUGUAAUCGGUCACGCGCUGUAAUUCUCUGUUGGUUCUGCGCUGUGUGUGUUCUCUGCUCUCAGCGGAGGGAGUGCGUUUGCGAUGGGGGUCUCUCAGUACCGUCUGACCAGGUUGGCGGUGUUUUCUCUCGGGGUGGACGUGGGGACGGUGGAGGAGGCUCUCUCACAGUUCUCCAUUCUGGCCAAAUCUAAGCAACUCAACAGCACUAAGGUGGUUCUAGACAUCCAGUCUACUACAGUGUGGCUGAGGGAUCGACAUAAACAGGUCCUGGAAGAGUUCACUCUGCCAUCUCUCCUCCGCUGUGAUUCUCUCAUUUCUGAGACUCGUUUUUCAUCCCUUCUUCUGCUCGUCACGCAGAGCUCCACCCAGAAACACCCCAGCGUCCAGUUCUUCAACUGUGCACCUGCCAGGGCGGAGCUCAUUAGAGAUGAAAUACGGCGUGUGGUGUCGGAUUACACACAGAGAGAAAAAAGGUACUGAACCAACCUGUCCGUCAAAACCUGACACAGGGGCGAUCGACAAUGCUCACAUGAGAGAGAGGGAGAGACAGAGAGAAUGAGACAGAGAGAGUGAGAGAGGAGUUAACUCAUGAAAAAGUGGACAAACCAGUUCUACCUGUCUCUACAUAACUUAAGAAGGUGUGACAGAGAGAGAGAGAGAGAGAGAGAGAGAGAGAGAGAGAGAGAGAGAGAGAGGGAAUCAGUCUGGGGGAGUUUUUAUUUCUCUGGACCACCUGAGUGGACAGGUACACUUACAAGGACGUGGGAAGCAGAACGAGGUUGUCUCAGACGGGCAGUAUGGAUUAUCAGGAGAUUCCCAGCCCCCCCAGAGCGCAAGCACCAUUCUCUCCCCCACCAUACGUUACAGCGAAUGGAGUGCCGAAUGGGGAGUCUGAUAAGGCGUUCUUGAGGGCGCAGCAGGAGGUGGACCUGCUGAAUCACUGCUUUGAUGACAUAGAGAUGUUUAUGGGGAAGCUGCAGCAGAUAGCUGAAGCUCAGAGCAUUCUGGAGCAGAGAAACAAGAAGAAGAAGAAAAGUCGCAAGAAAAGCACAGAAGAUGAUCUGCUCAGUGCCAAAGCUAAAGCUCCACCUGAGACAGAGUUCAUCCAAAUAUUCCAGAAAUUCAAAUACGCCUUCAGUCUACUGGCAAGGUUAAAAUCAGCCAUUUCUAACCCCACAUCAGAGGAGCUGGUACAUCACGUCUUCAAACCGCUGGACAUGAUUGUCAAAGCCACAGGAAACCCAGCAUUAGCAGCGUCAGUUAACAGUCCAGCACUAACAGCUGGAGCAGUGGAUCUUCUGAAAAACAACCUCAACCUGCAGGAACACACACUCUGGAGCUCACUAGGACCAUACUGGACAUAUCCACGGUCAGCAUUACGUGGUCCGGUGGCUCCGUACUCUCCCGUAUUUCUGGGUGGAUGGAAACUUCCAGGGUCAGAGGUGGAGGGCUGGGUCGAUCCGGUCGAGUCACAACAUAGGAAGGACAUUGAGAGGGAAAAACAGGAGCUCCAGAGUUCUCUCCAGCCUCCAGCGCCCACUGUUCCUGCAGAUGAAACUGACGGUGGCGUCCCCCUCAAGGAGAGGCUGUAUCGCUGCAGUUACGAUUUUGUGGCUCGAAACAGCAGUGAGCUCUCAGUACUGCAUGGAGAGACACUCGAGGUGAUCGAGUCGUCUAAGCGAUGGUGGAAAUGUCGCAACAGGUUUAACGAGGUCGGUUUCGUGCCGUUUAACAUUCUGGAGCCGGUGUCGCACAUAGAGAGCCCAGUCAACAACAAACCAGCCAAGGCUCCGGCCCCUCCUCCUUUACCGAAGACGACAUCCUUGGCUCCACCCAGCCCUCGUGCCGGGACCCCUGAAGCCAGAUUGCUACCCCCACAACACCUGCCUGAAGACACAGAGAAAGUGAUGCAGGUGAAUGAUGAGCUGUUGAGGAGACUGACCAAUGGUAAAGCUGCGUUAUCUAAGCCGCUGGUCAUCCAUCGUUCGGUUGAUACCGCCGUCCCACUGGACUAUCGCUCACCUCCUGCUGAAGUUGAAGCUUGGCUGCGUGGGAAAGGAUUUAGCGAACCGACAGUACAGUGUCUCAGAGUGCUGACCGGAGCUCAGCUGUUCUCUCUGAAUAAGGAGGAGCUACGUGCUGUUAUUCCUGAAGAGGGCGCCAGAGUCUACAGCCAGCUCACUGUACAGAAAGCACUGCUGGAGGAUGUGAAGAAGGCCUCAGAGUUGGAGGCUGUGAUGGAGAAACAGAAGAUGAAAGUGGAUUUUAAGGCGGAGAGCGGAACACUCUAACACUCAGACACUCUGACACCCUGACACUCUGACACUCUGACACUCAGACACUCUGACACUCAGACACUCAGACACUCUAACACUCAGACACUCUGACACUCUGACACCCUGACACACUCACGCAGCUGUAAUAUUCAUUUAGAAUGGUGUACAGUGGAGUCCAGAAGUCCGAGACACAUUAUCGGCUUUUAUGUGUUUCCUUUUUCAUUUAAACCUGGAUUAAAAACAAAAGAAAGUUUUAGAGUUCUGAAAAAACAAAGAAAGGUUAUGGGAAGUAAAAUAACGAAGAAAUAUUUCUCUUUCUCGGUCAACAUUCAAUUUUAAUCAGAUUUGUGACACUGACCAUUUUUUGGAAACUUUUCCUACGAAUCCUGCAUAUGGCAUGCAUAACACCUUUUAAAGCCAUGAGGUUGUAUAAUUUAGGUAAUUACACUUUUAGAAAAACGUUGAAGUCUUUAUUAAGGGUUAAUUAGUUAAGACAGUGGUUCUACAGAGAACCAUGAACACUCAAAGCAGCAUCUGCAUGAUUAACUGUUCUUUGCAUGAGGAAAGUGUUUUUCAGAUUGAUGUGUUGUAGAUGGUUCUAUAUAGAAACUUUUUGAAAAGGGUUCUAUAUAUCACUAUAUAUAUAUAUAUAUAUAUAUAUAUAUAUACGCUCUUGUUCUAUGAAGAGUUCUUCAUGUCACUAUAACUACUUACAAGCAAUUCUACAAGCUUAUGCCAGGCAGAUGUCAUGUAGGCCAUAUAACUCCUUAUGAAGCAUUUCUAAAGCGCUAUGAAUACAGGAUUCAGAGGGCUGCGGAUUUUUCUCUUCCAGUGAAGCUCGUGUUCAGAUGACUCUCAGGUGGAUCUGAUCUGCUGAUCAGAGACUUUUACACAAACUUGUGGAGUCUACUAAGAAAUCCUGAGAUUCAUGUUAAAAUUUCAAAUAUUCUACUUUUCAGUCAAAUUGUUUUGCUGAUAAUAUCUUUAGUAACGAAAAGGUCUGUAUUAAAUUAGAAGAGACUGUAAAUAGAGGCAUCUUCUCUGCAGCUCUCUGCGUUUGGACUCCGCUGUAUGUGAUGUGGUGAAAUGUUUAUAAUCUGUGCUGUGAUGUAUAACCUGUGGAGGCCUGUUCCAGUGUAUUUAAUGCUUUUACACACACACACACACACACACACACACACACACACACACACACACACACAAAUCCAGUGCCAUUCAAAAAUUCUAAAAUAACUAUAAAGAAUUCUUGAAAUAUUGUAUUUUCUUCAUUUGCUGUAAAACUCUUUAUAAAGUUAAUAUAUGUGUUAAUAUAUGUGCAAUAUACAAUAAUGAUGAAUAUUCAAUAAUAAACUGUAUAAAAAUA
Molecule: messenger RNA, 3735 nt
Organism: Colossoma macropomum (tambaqui)
Lineage: Eukaryota; Metazoa; Chordata; Actinopteri; Characiformes; Serrasalmidae
Gene: eps8l1b
Product: eps8 like 1b
Exons: 18
Coding region: 894-2387 (497 amino acids)
Biological process (GO): Rho protein signal transduction; positive regulation of ruffle assembly; regulation of Rho protein signal transduction
Cellular component (GO): ruffle membrane; plasma membrane; vesicle
Molecular function (GO): actin binding
Source: RefSeq, a predicted model, not a curated record